This is a messenger RNA of Medicago truncatula (barrel medic), 3380 nucleotides long. RefSeq names its product phosphatidylinositol 4-kinase gamma 7. Lineage: Eukaryota; Viridiplantae; Streptophyta; Magnoliopsida; Fabales; Fabaceae. The coding region runs from base 1269 to 3167 and encodes 632 amino acids. The record is from RefSeq and is a predicted model, not a curated record. The transcript is spliced from 2 exons.
UUUUAUUUUAUGCUUUUUGUAAGAGGUAAAUAUAAUAUAAUAGUAUUAGUGUUAUUUUGUGGAUUUCAUUAUUGUGUCCUAAAAUUAGUACUAGCCAGUUAUUGUUGUCGGGUUUGUUAGGAUCAUAUUAUUAUUAUUAUGAAGAUAAGGAGGGUCCAAAUCCAUUAUUAAAUUAUGUAGUUUUGUUGGCAUAUGGAUAUAGUACCAAUUUGCAUGAUCUAUUUUAGUGGUUGUUACUUGUUUUUGAGGUUAUUCAAACCUACCCUGAAAUGAAUCAUGAUGUAACUACUUAUCUAUUCUAAUAUCCUUAACUAUUUGUUAAAAACAACCUGAGGAAGGGAAAAUUAUUAUUAUUAUUGAAAGUGAUAUUAACUACAAUUUUACAACUAUAUCCGAAGGGAUUUGAACUCCGUUGUCAAAAAUAAUUUUGAUUAAAUAUUACUUUGAACUCUGAAAACGAUACAGAAAAUGAACAAUUUUUUAUUUUUAUAAGAGACCUUAAAAAGGAACCAAGGGGUUAAAUUCAAUUUUUACAUCAAUUUAUUUAGGACUUGAAUCUUGAGAUGAAAUGAUUCCUUUGCUAGGAUUUAUUGUCACUAAAUAGUGAUGGUCGGUUUGUCUUUAGUUGAGUAGUUAAGGAAGAUAGAAUUUUAGUUAUUAAUUAAUGGUAUAAAAAACCGUUUAUUUCUGGGUGAUUAUUUCACAUAGGAAAGGUUAGCUAGAAUAAAUACACAUUUCAUGACGUGGUUGUGAUUAGGUUGAGUGAGAAAAAUGAAAGAAAUUAUUGGAUCCCUUUCCAAACUAUGUAUGAAACACAAAUUACAUCAUGAUUUCUCAUCAACAGUUAUAGAAUAGAACAAACAAACUCGGGCACCUUAUACCCCUUUGGAAACUGAUGAACUCGGUCGAUCCAAUCCGGGUAUGGUUCCUAGACGUCGAAUUCUUUCCUCUGAUUUGUAUUUGAAAUAUCAGUUGCAUUUUUUUUUUUUUCUUUCAACAAGCUUACACUAAUCUGAUUUCCACUGUCUCUGGUCAACACUGAUUUCAUUUCUUAGGAGUAACUAAGGUGGCAUCUCUAAUGUAGUGGUUUUAUCGAGUAACCAGCUCAUAUGUAAGAUCCUUUGGAGUAUUUUCAAUUUUGUAAAGGACUAUGAUUGUUCAUGGAAAAAACUCUUCUCAAGUAGUGCCAGCAUCUGAGUUGGGCGUUUGCUUGAGAGAGAAACUCUCUGCCGCUGGUAUUCAAGUUUGCCUCUUCUCCUUUUCCUUACAUGUAUCCUGAUUCCAACACCUGUUUACAUCACGAGAUGGCGGCUGCAACCUUCAAAGGGCAUCCUAGUGAAUGUUUCGGGAAUAAGAAAAUGGAAAGAAAGCCUUCUGGUAGAAGACGUGUAUUUGUACAGACUGAAACCGGGUGUGUUCUAGGCAUGGAAUUAGAAAGAAGUGACAAUGCACAUACUGUGAAGAGGAAAUUACAGGUAGCAUUCAAUGUCCCAACUGAGGAAAGUUCACUUAUUUGCGGCGACACGGUCUUGAAAAAUGAUCUAAGUGUGGUUCGAAAUGAUUCUCCACUUCUUCUCACCAGGAACUUUUUGCACAGGAGUUCAUCUACACCGUGCCUUUCUCCAACCAGUAGGGAUCUUCAGCAUAGAGAUCAGAGUGGACUGAUUGAGAUUAUUGGUUGCUCGGAUAUGUUAUCUGGAACUAAACAACUGGUUAAGGAUAUUAUCAUGGCAAUAAAAGGCGGCGUCGAACCAAUCCCUGUUCAGAGUGGGUUAGGAGGUGCAUAUUAUUUUAGAAACUGCUACGGGGAAAAUGUCGCUAUUGUGAAACCAACUGAUGAGGAACCUUAUGCACCAAACAAUCCGAAAGGUUUUGUCGGUAAAGCUCUCGGACAACCAGGACUGAAAAGGUCAGUGAGGGUUGGAGAGACGGGUUUCAGAGAAGUUGCAGCUUACCUUCUGGACCAUGAUCAUUUUGCAAACGUGCCUUCUACUGCUCUCGUGAAGGUUACACACACUAUUUUCAAUGUUAAUGAUAGGGUCAAUGGUAAUAUGCAACCAAACAAGAAGCAAAUAAGCAAGAUUGCAUCGCUGCAGCAGUACAUUCCUCAUGAUUAUGAUGCAAGUGAUCACGGAACUUCUAGUUUCCCUGUUGCUGCUGUUCACAGGAUCGGAAUUUUAGAUGUACGAAUCUUAAACACAGACAGACACGCAGGAAAUCUUCUUGUCAGGAAGCUUGACGGGCUUGGAAGGUUUGAUCAGGUCGAGCUUUUUCCAAUCGAUCAUGGUCUUUGUCUACCUGAAAAUUUGGAAGAUCCUUAUUUUGAAUGGAUCCAUUGGCCUCAGGCUUCAAUCCCUUUCUCUGACGAUGAACUCAAAUAUAUAUCUCAUCUAGACCCGUUUCGUGAUUCAGAAAUGCUUAGAAUGGAGCUUCCUAUGAUCCGUGAAGCAUGCUUGCGGGUUUUGGUUCUUUGCACUUUGUUCCUCAAGGAAGCAGCGGCCUUUGGUCUUUGUCUAGCAGAAAUCGGCGAUAUGAUGAGUAGGGAAUUUCACUUUCAUGGUGAAGAGCCCAGUGAGCUUGAGCUAAUAUGUAUUGAGGCAAAGAAACUGUUUGAUCGUGAAGAUUUCUCCUCUUUUGAGACGAAAUUUGGAGACAAAGAUUUGACCGUUUUUCAGUUAGAUUGCGAGCAUGAUCAGGAUUUGGAAUUCGCUGCAAAUAUUGAAGAGAAGCCAACAGUAUCGCUACCUCUUAAAUUCAGAACGAAAAACGGAAACUCCAGACUCAAACUUUCUAAACUAGAGGAGAGUGUGAUAGAGGAGGAGGAGGAAGAAUGUGAUGCAUAUUCUAACUCCAUGGGAAAAUUGGUGCUUAAUAUUUCAAAGCUAUCUGAGUCAGUGAAAAACACGACGAUCAAUGAGAGAAGUCUGCAGAACUCGAGUGUGAAGCAAAGGAGUGGAUCAUUAGUUGGGACAUCAUCUGGAAAUACUAGUGUGAAUGAGUUGAUUACUAGUUCAAGUUUUGUGAAGCUGACAGAUAUGGAUGAAGAGAAAUGGAACCAGUUUCUUGAGAAUUUUCAAAGGUUAUUGGUCCCAGCUUUUGUUAAUUGCAAAGAAAGGAAUUUGGGAAAGAGGCAGAGACAAAGACUUGGAACAUCAUGCCAGUUUUAGAGGCAUUAUAAAUGAAUAUUGUGUGAAACAAUAAACUUUUAAAGGUCUGUGCAAUGUGUCACACCGUAUACCUUGAAUUAUAUAUAGAUAUAUAGUUGGUAAGUGAAAGUGUGAAUGUUGAAUAAUUGAGGUUACAUGCCAUGAUAUACCAAUGUUUUCAGGAGAUUUAAAUUUAAAUGAUAUUUCAUGUUUGGUUCGUUUGUUGGCUUUAAA